This is a messenger RNA of Asparagus officinalis (garden asparagus), 1222 nucleotides long. RefSeq names its product probable sugar phosphate/phosphate translocator At3g11320. Bases 1 to 822 code for a protein of 273 amino acids. Lineage: Eukaryota; Viridiplantae; Streptophyta; Magnoliopsida; Asparagales; Asparagaceae. Gene Ontology annotation, cellular component: Golgi apparatus. Gene Ontology annotation, molecular function: antiporter activity. The record is from RefSeq and is a predicted model, not a curated record. The transcript is spliced from 7 exons.
AUGGUACAAGGAAUUGUUCUUUUGUUAACGGGCCGCUUCUUCACCGUGGGCCUCGUCACCUCCUGGUACUCCUCCAACAUCGGCGUCCUCCUCCUCAACAAGUACCUCCUCUCAAGCUACGGCUUCAAGUACCCAAUUUUCCUCACGAUGUGUCACAUGACCGCCUGCUCCCUCCUCAGCUACGCCGCCAUCGCCUGGCUCCGGGUGGUCCCCAUGCAGGCCGUCCGGUCCAGGGUCCAGUUCCUCAAGAUCGCCGGGCUCGGACUCGUCUUUUGCGGGCGAUCUAGCUUGCUAUAUCUUGCGCUGGUGCGGGUGGCGACUGGAGUUAUCAUUGCGAGUGGGGGAGAGCCAAGUUUCCACUUGUUUGGUUUUAUUAUGUGCAUUGGUGCAACUGCUGCCAGGGCACUGAAAUCAGUUUUACAAGGGAUUUUGCUUUCAUCUGAGGGGGAAAAGCUUAACUCUAUGAACCUUCUGCUAUACAUGGCACCAAUUGCAGUAGUUCUCCUACUGCCUGCAACAAUCAUAAUGGAAGACAAUGUGGUUGGCAUCACGAUAGCUCUUGCUAGAGAAGAUAUCAAAAUUGUUUGGUAUUUGCUAUUUAAUUCUGCUCUGGCAUAUUUUGUGAAUCUCACCAAUUUCUUGGUCACCAAACAUACCAGUGCUUUGACUCUACAGGUUCUUGGGAAUGCGAAAGGUGCAGUAGCUGUGGUCAUCUCAAUUUUGAUAUUUAAGAACCCGGUAUCAGUAACAGGGAUGCUUGGCUAUGCCAUUACAGUUUUUGGAGUAAUUCUUUACAGUGAAGCGAAAAAACGAAGCAAGUGAACUAAACUGGUUAAGGAACCGCAGAAGCAGCUCUUUCUUCUGUUUCUCUGUACAGGGUGGCAAAAGGCUUCACAAUAUUUCAUUUGCAUGAUCUCUGCAUGGUUGCAGUAUGUUGCACCCUAUUCUUUUGCUGGGAAUCUUAACUGGUUCCUGCUACUUGUAUCAACACCAACUAGCUAGCGAAUAGGGGGUAAAUAUCUCAAUAUGAAGUAAUGCAGUAUAUACAAAAAUUUUUUUUGUUUUAUUUUUUUCCUUUUAUUUUUUGUUGAAGGUUUCUGUGAGGCAUUCUUAUUCUUGCCUCCAGCUUAAUGGAGUAUGGAAAAGACAGCAAAUUCUUUGUGAUAGGGAUGAAGUUCCACUCAGUACAUAUUGUUUUAAUCUAUAUGUUAAUUUUACAAAA